CUGUCUCUUCUCAGUGGCUGCAGCAUGAGCUCCUGUCCAGUCUGUGGCAAAAGUGUCAAAGUAUCCUUCAAGUUCUGCCCUUACUGUGGCAAGGCCCUGUCUGUAGAGAAGCAUGGAGCCGCCCAAACUGGCAUUAUGCCUCUUGUGUCAUCCUUUCGAGGCUCGAGGAGAGAGCUGAACUCCAGUUCUGAAACCUCUCCCAAGAAAGUGAAAUGGUCACACACUGUCACUUCUCUCUCACCCUCCCUCCACUCUGACUGUGGCAGUUCUGAGUCUGAAGAUACCUUGAGUUCUCCUGAAAGAGCCACAGGUCAUCUCCUUGCAGGCACCUGGAGCAGACCCCCGACCCCCAAAGGCAGCCCACAGUCCACCAGGCUAAGCCCUCAGACACUGAAGCGGAGCCGGGUGACCAUCUCCCUCCAGGCUUUGCCCACAGGGACAAUGCUGACAGACAAGAAUGGGCAGCACUGGAUACUCGGGGCCCUCCAGUCCCGGGAUGACCAAGGCAUUCUCUAUGAAGCUGAGCCCACUUCUGUCUUACCCUGUGAAUCAAGGACCCAGAAGCAUAGAUUCUCACUCAAACUGGACUCCAAGGAUGGGCGCCUUUUCAAUGAGCAGAACUUCUUUCAGAGAGCAGCCAAGCCUGUGCAAGUGAACAAAUGGAAGAAGCAGUUCCUGGUCCCACUUCUGGCCAUCCCCACCUGUGUUGGCUUUGGCAUUCACCAGGACAAGUACAGGUUUCUGGUGUUUCCCAACCUGGGGAGGAGCCUUCAGUCUUCUCUGGAUGACAACCCAAAGCACGUGAUGUCAGAGAGGUGUGUGCUGCAGGUGGCCUGCAGGCUGCUGGAUGCUCUGGAGUUUCUCCAUGAAAAUGAGUAUGUUCAUGGGAAUCUGACAGCUGAGAAUGUCUUUGUGAAUCCAGAGGAUCUGAGCCAGAUGACCUUGGCGGGCUAUGGCUUUGCCUUCCGCUACUGCCCGGGUGGCAAACACGUGGCCUACAAAGAAGGCAGCAGGAGUCUACACGAGGGGGACCUGGAGUUCAUUAGUGUGGACGUGCACAAGGGAUGCGGGCCCUCCCGCCGCAGCGAUCUCCAGACCUUGGGCUACUGUAUGCUCAAGUGGCUUUACGGGUCUCUGCCAUGGACAAACUGCCUUCCCAACACCGAGGACAUCACAAGGCAGAAGCAUAAGUAUCUGGACUGCCCUGAGGCCCUUGUGGGACUGUGUGGCCGCUGGUGCAAGGCUUCAGAGACCCUGAGGGAGUACCUGAAGGUGGUGAUGGCUCUCAAUUACGAGGAGAAGCCGCCUUAUGCCAUGCUGAGGAACAAUCUAGAAGCCCUGCUUCAGGAUCUGCGGGUGUCUCCCUAUGACCCCCUGGACCUCCAGAUGGUGCCUUAGGUGGAAUCCAGCCACUUGGUCUUUUACUUACUGAUUACAGCUGCCCAGAGUGACAGUACACACAUGCAGCCCAGCUGCUGCAGAGGCCAAGGCAGGAAGAACGCUCAGCCCAGGGGACCGAGACCAGCCUUAGCACAGCAAGAACAUGUCAAGCAGACAAAAUCUUCAGCUUCUUUAUUCCUGCUUUCAUGAAGUCACUCAUCCAGCCAGAAUUACACUUCUCCAUCUAGCCACCUUCACAACCCCCAAAAUUCUAUCCAUCCAUCCAUGCUUCCAUCCUUCACCUAGCUAUCUUUUAUCCAUCUGCCUGGUACUUCAUCCCACCAGUCUUUAAUCACUCCUUCUACACUCCUGCUCAUCCUCUGCAACCUUCCACCUGUCCAUCUGCCACCCCACACUUAUUUUUUCAGACUGUACUAAUUAUGUGUCUGUGUGUCGAUACGGAUAUGUGCAUGUGAGUGCAGAUGCCAGUGGAGGUCAGAUCCCCUGGAGCCAUCAUCACAGGUGGUUGUGAGGAGUCCAGCGUGGGUGCUAGGAACCAAACUUGGGUCCUCUGCAAGAACAGUAAGCUCUCUUCUGAGCCAUCUCUUCAGCCCCCAACUCAUUCUCACUGGAGGAUUCUAGAUGGGACUCUACCACUGAGCUUUGGCCCUAACCCCUCACUGGAGGAUUCACUACAAUAGCAAAAGCAUUUUGGGGAGAAAACCACAUGGUAUAUUAGAUUUUCAUUACUAUGGCCAAAAAACUAACAUAAACAACUUAAAGGAAGACGGGUUUCUUUCAGCUUCUGGUUUCAGAGGGUUCAGUCUAUCAUGCAGCAUAAAUCAAGGUAAACCAAGAAACAGAAAUGGGAGUCUGAUGCCCUUCCUUAAGACUUAGGGAGUAAACAAUUUGCAAGUCUCAGAAAGUCCUUGAAACUGAGCAGACACACAAGCGCCCCCUGCCCCCGAGGUCAUAGAAGCAAUGAGGGUUGCUGAGGAUGCGGACAGACUAAACUCCCUGGAGGACACUGACCUGUUAAGCUGCCUACAAGCUGUUGAGAGAACUGCAGAGUCCCAGCUUUCACAAGCCAUCACCCAUGCUGGGCUAGGCAUUUGGUGAUGGAGCUGUUGAGUCAUUUCUGUGCCUGAAAGUAACAUCAUUGGUUCACCAGAGAUAAGUUUGUUCAGAUCUCUCUAGGAACAGCACAUCUUGAGUUCAUCUUUUCUGGAAAUGUCCAGAUAUAUGAGGUCCUAAGUCCAUCCUAGCGGAUAAUGAAGAAUAGCAGUCCAUGUGGCGAGCCUGAAUUGCAAAGAGUUGGGACAGGGGCGAUAAAGAUGGCUCAGUGGUUAAUAGUAUUUGUUCUUGCAGAGGAUCUAGGUUCAAUUCCCAGCACCCAGGCUCUAUACAAUAUACAAAUGCACAUGUAUGAGCAGAACAUUUGUAUAAAUAAGUGUAAAGAAAAAAAUUUUUAUAAAUUUUUACUUCAUGUAUAUUGCAUGUAUGUCUGUGAGGGUGUCAGGUUCCCUGGAAUUGUAGUUACAGACAGUGGUGAGCUGUCAUGUGGGUGCUGGGAAUUGAACCCAGGUCCUCUGGAAGAGCAGCCAGUUCUCUUAACCACUAAGCCAUCUCUCCAGUCCCCUAAAGAAAAAAAUUAGAAAGAAACAAAAGAGAACAAACUAGGGAUGUAGCUCAGUAUAAAUUACUUGCCUAGCAUGUGUGAAGCCCUGGAUUCAGGCAACAACAGUGAAGAAAAGGAAAGAAAGAUGGAGACAGAAUGUCAGGGAGAGGAUGAAGUAGAUUCAUUCAAUCUUUUUUCUUAGUGAUAAGAAAAGAAAGAAAAACAGGAAACAGCCAUGUGGAUAUGUGUGGGCUGGUCAGUGCCCUUGUGUGGAUAUGCACACUGACUAAGUCUGUUCUGCAGCCUCUUCCUUCCCUGUUCUUCUCAUUCUAGCCAUUGACUCCAUAGUAGUUUAAAGCAUCUGUUCAGAAUGAAGGAAGCCAAGGCAAGAACUCAAGCAGGGCAAGAGUGUGGAGGCAGGAAUUGAAGCAGAGACCAUGAAGAAUGCUACUUACACUCCUCAGGCUGAUAGUCAGGUAGCUACCUUUCUUACAACUCCUGAGACAACUGCCCAAGGGUAGCACCGUCCACUGUGGGCUGGGUCCUCCUCACUGAUCAUUCAGGAAAAUGCCCCUAGACCUUCUAGUAGACCGACCUGAUAGAAACAUUUUAAUUAAGAUUCUCUCAGACAUGUAGGUUUGUGUAGUGAGAAUUCUGAAGUUUGGUUUCUUUAAAAACACAGAAAUACUAUAAGAAUAUGUUUUAAUCUUAAUCCCAGGUGUGGGGAUAUGGGGCUGCUUCAUAGCAGCUGACUAUGAUUUGCCUUGUACUCUGGCAACUGCCGAUAGUUUCUGUGAUUGUGGGACAUUUGGAAUUCUGGGAACUUCUACAUGUUAGGGCCCUGAGAGGUGUGCUGGAUUGUUGGUUGGUUUUUGGUUGCUGUUGGUUAUAGUUUGUUAAGUAGUCCAGCACAAAAAAAGAAACAAGAUAUCAAUUAGGUAUGGCAUAUCAAGUUUCAGUUAGAUUAGGCACCUCCUCUCCUAUUAAGGCUGGACAAGGCAGCCCAGUAAGGAGACAAGGUCCCCAAAGCAUGCAGCCAACAGUCAGACACAGCUCUGGCUCCCGCUGUUAGCUGUUAGGAGCCCCACAAGAAGACCAAGCUACACCUUAGCAUACCUGCAGCAAGUCUAAGUCAGGUCCAUCAGAAGAAAUUAGGAUCCUGACAGCAACACUCAAACCUGCCCCAAGGAGCUCCGUGCCACAGAUCAGCAGGAAGUAGUCUAAUGGGAGAGGCGCUCCCUUUCUGACUUUAUUCGGGGAUCUCUUCCCUCUUCUCUCUCUCCUUUUAUUCUCUCCUAUCUAGUAUUAGGGGGUUGAACUAGAAGAAGAGGAGUGGAGAAGGGUGGAAGAAAGAAGAGCCCAUAAAGUAGCAAACACCAGCUCCAGCUCUAUUGGUUGUUUUGAGAUAUUCCUCUCUGUAGCCCUGGAUGGACUAGAACUCAGAGCUCUGUCUGCCUCUUUGUCCUAGAGCCAGGUUUAAAGUUGUGUGUCACACCUCCAGCACUGAUAAAGCUGUAGCUGUGAAACUUGAGGAGCUGAGUUUGACUGCAGCACCAACAUAAUCCCAGCACUUGGGAAGCAAAAAUGGGAUCCCUAUAAGUCAGAACUGAAGCAGUCCUGAUGCAGUGAGAGGCCACGUCUCAGCAAGUGAAGCAGGCAGUGACUGAAGAAGAUGCUCAUCCUUAAUUUCCGGCACAGUACACACCAAAGCUCAUCCUCCUACACACAUGCAAAUGUGUGUACACAUAUACAUGUACAUACAUGUACACACAGAAACAAGUGAGAGAAUGUGGGCCCUGGCUGGUCAGUAGGGUUAGAAGUAAAGUCUGUCAGUUUCCUCUCAAAGUAUAUUGAGCCAGCUUCAGCCCAGCUACAGAGGAACAGAAAACACUAGAUCCUGCCUCUACCCUUAGUCUAGAUGCCCCACACCCCCAAACUCUGCCAAGCUACCCCCGAAGUGCACACCCAAAGCAGAAUGUGAGAGUAGAAAAUUACGGAAAAGAUUAUCUACGGCACCAUGGGUCUCCUAAGUUUUAAAGUUUCAGCAAAAGCUAGAGACCAAUGCUGCAUGCUGCCGUCUUUGCUGAGGAAAACACCAGUGUAAGGGAAAGAUAAGAUACCAUGUAUGGGGUGGUCUCCUGGUUACUGGUCUCCUGGCCUGUGCUUAGUCAGCACAACCGCCUCCUACACUGAGGCCUGACUUCAAAGUUACAUGCUUUGUCUCCAAUUCUCUUUCUCUCCUCUCUGUCUCUCUCUCUCUCUCUCCCUCGAUUUUUUGUGUGCCCUGGCUAUCCUGGUCUAUAUUUCAGGCUGGCCUCAAACUCAAGAGAUCCUCCUGCCUCUGCCUUCUGAGUACUGGGAUUAAAGGCGUGCAGCACCACUGCUUCCAAUACUCUUAGUCUGAAGUGAGGCUCGUUAUUUCUAACACCAGGAAAUUACAAGCAGAUAGACUUUAAGGACCAAGGGUCCUAGACACCCUUUGUCACAUAGAUAUAACAUCACUGCCAGGGGCUGUUGGUGCUGGUUCCCAAGAUCUGUAUGACACAUGAGAAUGUCCAAUCAUCUGCAGCUUCCUGCUGCUGCUUGUGGUUGUCCAAAGCACAGGAUUAUAAAAGUUGCUGAGUAGCCAGGUGGUGGUGGGAGCACAUACUUUAAUCCCAGUGCUCAGGAGGGAGAGGCAGAUGGAUCUCUCUGAGUUUGAGGCCAGCCUGGUCCACAGAGUUGAGUUCCAGGACAGCCAAAAUUACCCACAGAAAAACCCUGUCUCGGAAAAACAAAAACAACAACAAAACAGUUGCUGAGUGUUGGGAUGGCAGGUGGUUGAAGUUCAACUUGAUGAGUCUAUAUCCUGAGAGCUGCGGAUCUCUGACACCUAGAGUCUAUUGUAAUGGGCCUCUGACUCUUGGGUUCUUUGGUAACUAAAUUACCCUGGCCAGCUGACUGAUGGUCAGUGGAGGGACAAAUGAUGGUACCUCAGGACCUUGCCUGAGUGCUUGACUAGCCAAGUCUCUUUUGAGCCACAUUCAUUAUGGGGAUGAUCCUGCCCAAAGACCAGCCCAGGACAAGCUGUCUAUAGUGAGGCAAAAUACCUCAUAGUGUCCUUGCCUUCUAUUUCAUUUUUGAAAGGAGAAUCGAGAUGUGGGGCCUACAGUGGCUAGUUUUAUGUCAGUUUGAUGCAAACUAAAGUCACUGAUGAAGAGGGAGCUGCACUUGAGAAAAUGUCUCCAUAAGAUUAGGCCUGUAGGGUAUUUUCUUAGUGAUUGAUGUGGGAGGGCCCAGCCCAUUGUAGGUGGUACCAUCCCUGGCCUGGUGGUCCUGGGUUCUGUAAGCAAGCAUGCAUGAGUGCAUCAUGGGGAGCAAACCAGCAAGCAGCACCCCUCUAUGGCCUCUGCAUCAGCUCCUGCCUCCAGGUUCCUGCCCUGUUUGAGUUCCUGUCCUGACUUUUUUCACUGAUGGACUAUGGAUGUGGAAAUGUAAGCCAAAUAAACCCUUUCCUCCCCAAAUUGCUUUUGGUCAUGGGGUUUCAUCACAGCAAUAGUAACCCUAACUAAGACAAGUUGGGCUAGUCAGUGGUUGCACACACCUUUAAUCCCAGCAUGAGGGAGGCAGAGGCAGGUGGUUCUCUGAGUUCUAGGUCUACAGAGUCUCUGAGUUUCAGAACACCCAAAGCUACACAGAGAAACCCUGUCUUAAAAAAAAAAAAAGCAUCAGUAGAAUGGAGCUUGUCAGAGGUUCUAUAUUAGCUGUGUGUACUACAGAGGGCUGAGCCGGAAAAGUGACCCAAGCCCUUUGAAGGAUCCCAGAAGAUUAUGAAGCCAUCUCAGACAUUGAACAUUGGGUUGGGUAGACAGAGUUUGAUUUUAUUUGCGACUGUGCUAUGGUUCUUCCCUCUUGAAGUAAGAAAGUAUUUUUUUAUUUUCCAGGAACCCCCAAUUAAGAGACCUUAACUAUUAAACCAUUGAGGUCUUUAUUUUUUCCCCUGAGACAGGGUUUCUCUGUGUGGCCCUGGCUGUCCUGAAACUCACUCUGUAGACCAGGCUGGCCUUGAACUCUGAGAUCUGCAUACCUCUGCCUCCCAAGUGCAGGGAUAGAGUGCGUGCACCACGCCUGGCCUAAUUUGCAGUAUUUUAUAUUGUGAUGCUCUCAGUGAUGGGGGGCAGCCCACUGUGGGUGGGACCAUUCCUGGCCUACUGGUCCUGGUGUCUGUAAGAAAGCAGGCUGAACAAACAAUGAGGAGUGAGCCAGUAAAGUAGUACCUCUCCAUGGCCUCUGCAUCAGUUCCUGUCCUGUAUGAGCUCCUAUCCUGACAUUUUCAUUGAUGGACUAUGAUGUGAAAGUGUAUACCAAAUAAAACCUUUCCUCCCCAA
Messenger RNA from Meriones unguiculatus (Mongolian gerbil), 7365 nucleotides. It is a transcript of the gene Vrk3, whose product is annotated as VRK serine/threonine kinase 3. NCBI's taxonomy places the organism in Eukaryota, Metazoa, Chordata, Mammalia, Rodentia, Muridae. The transcript is spliced from 14 exons. The record is from RefSeq and is a predicted model, not a curated record. Gene Ontology annotation, biological process: peptidyl-serine phosphorylation; signal transduction. Gene Ontology annotation, molecular function: ATP binding; protein serine/threonine kinase activity. Bases 25 to 1398 code for a protein of 457 amino acids. Gene Ontology annotation, cellular component: cytoplasm; nucleus.